Messenger RNA from Malania oleifera, 723 nucleotides. RefSeq lists its product as uncharacterized. Lineage: Eukaryota; Viridiplantae; Streptophyta; Magnoliopsida; Santalales; Ximeniaceae. The record is from RefSeq and is a predicted model, not a curated record. The transcript has a single exon. The coding region runs from base 1 to 723 and encodes 240 amino acids.
AUGAUCCUUACUUGGCUCCGGAACACUUCCAUUCCUUCCAUCUCCAAUCUGUUGGGCAGCUUUGAUGAUGUAAAAUCUGCAUGGGAUAUGUUGGCCAAACGAUAUUCCACUUCUCACGGAUCCAUGAAAUAUCGGUUAGUGGUUAAGUUGCAUAAGCUCCGACAAGAACCAGGGCAAUCUAUCAAUGACUACUACGAUAAGCUUUGCUUCCUUUGGGACCAAAUUGACCUUUUUGAUCCAACUUGGGAAUGCUCAAAAGAUGCUCAACAAUGUGCUGUUGUUCGAGAUGAAUUCUAUCUUUGUGAGUUCUUGAUGUCACUUGAUAAAGCCUAUGAGCCCAUUCGAGGUCAGCUUCUUAAUUGCAGUCUUCCUCCUUCUCUUGAUAUUGCUGUAAAUGAGUUGGCUAGAGAAGAAACUUGUCUUGCAACCCUUCAAGCCCAGAAUAAGCUGAAUGUUCUGUCUAUUGCUCCCUCUGCUCCCAUAGAACAACCUUCCCAAUCAAAGUUUGAUGCCUUUUUCUCUAGGCAGUCCAACAAAAGGUUCUACAAUUAUUGCAAGCGUCUUGGCCACACUAUUGAGACUUGCUACCAUCGCAACAAAUCUACUGCAGUUGUUGCCAAUCCUGAGUAUACUCCACCAAUGCAUUCUGUCUCAGCAGAGUCUCAGUCUUCUGGAACCACUAUCCACCUUUUCUCCAUUGAACUACAGGACAAAAUAGCUUAG